AUGCGUGGUGUCCGAGGGGCCCUGGAGAAAACCACGCUGGCUCUGCCCCCCCCCUGGACCACCAUCUUCAAGGGGGAGGGGGGCACCCUUGAGGGUGAGGGCCACCACCCUCUGGUCGGGGGGCUCCGGGCCAUCAGCCCCCCCUGGGAACUGGGCCACCUGGUGCUGCCCUCUCACGGGAGGAGCAACGAGGGGGAGACCCCAGGGGUGUACCGGUGCCAAAACCCGGGGGCGCCGUUAAACGACCCUGGCCAACUCUUUUUCUCCAAAGACUGGCUGAUCCUGCAAGUGCCCUACGCGCCGGUGUUCGAGGGCGAGCCGCUGGUCCUGCGCUGCCGCGGCUGGUACGACAAGGCGGUGCACAAGCUGCACUACUACCGCGACGGCCGCGCCGUGCGCUACUUCGGCUCCGGAGCCAACUACUCGGUGCCGCAGGCGCGUGCCGGCGACAGCGGGCGCUACCAGUGCUCGGGCACCAUGCGCCUCCCGGUGGAGAGCGCGCCCAUGUUCUCCGCGCCGGUGGCCGUGACCGUGCGAGGUGGGUGCGAGCGCGCGAGGGGCGGCCCUGGGCUCGGGGGGGCGGGGGGGAAGCGCAGGGUCCGGGACGGCGGGGAGCGGAGGAGCGGAUCGGCGACUCGGCCGCCGUCGCGCCAGGGCCCGAAGCCCGCGCCCCUGGCGCCAGGGAACCAGCCGCUUUCCUCCCGAAAGGCCCUGCCGUCCACGUCGGCGCCGUCGGUCAUCUCCGCCCCUAACGCCACCUCCGCCGGGCCGCGGGCCCCCGCAGGCAGAGCCCCCGGCGCCCCGCCUGCCGCCUGCGCCCCGCAGACGCCCCUGGAACCCACCGCGGGGGCCCUGAAGCCCGAGGUGGACCUGCUGCUCCGAGAAAUUCGGCUGCUCAAAGGCCUGCUGAGCCGGGUGGUCCUGGGAAUGAGGGGCCCGCAGGCUGCCCCCGAGCCCGGGACAGCACGAGGGACGGCGGCCCCCUGUGCGGAGUCCCCGGAGACGAGCGCUGCGGGGAGCUGAGCAGCGUCAGCCCCUCCGGCCAGCCCGUCCCGCCCCCUCCUCUCCGUCCCCUCCGCUCUGC
Messenger RNA from Myotis lucifugus (little brown bat), 1084 nucleotides. It is a transcript of the gene FCRLB, whose product is annotated as Fc receptor like B. Gene Ontology annotation, molecular function: transmembrane signaling receptor activity. The coding region runs from base 1 to 1023 and encodes 340 amino acids. NCBI's taxonomy places the organism in Eukaryota, Metazoa, Chordata, Mammalia, Chiroptera, Vespertilionidae. Gene Ontology annotation, biological process: negative regulation of immune response; cell surface receptor signaling pathway. The transcript is spliced from 4 exons. The record is from RefSeq and is a predicted model, not a curated record.